AUGUCGCGGGACCUGCGGACACGUGUACGCGCCUGCGCGCUGGAGGGCAACACGCCCCUCGAGAGGAAGAGCCUUCAGGAGAUCCAUGGCAUCUUGCAGAAGACUCGCGCAGAGGUGGAAACCAAGAAGACGGAGCUUCGGGAGUUGGUGGGGGAUCAUUACCGCAGCGUGCUGGAGAGCUCCGACCACAUCCGGGCCAUGUCAGACUGUGCGGUGCAGGUAGCCCAGGGAGCUGAGAAGCUCGAGACAUUGAUCAGCGAUAUGCGCGAGCUUGCAGCCAAACCUCCACCAGGGGAGGUGAGCGAGGUGGACCCCGAGUUUGGCCUUUGUGAGCGGAUCAUGGAGCUCUUAGAACUGCCAGAGACAGUGCGUGGCCUGGUGGGGGACCAAAACUUCCUCCAGGCCGCGGACGUGGCCCUGGUGGAGGCGCCCAAGCUGCAGGCCGAGGUCGGGCAAGUCCAGAGCGAGGACCCACUGCCCGGGUUCGACCUGCAAGGCCUGAUUGCACAACAAGCAGCUGCUUACCGUUCCCUUCCUCGUCAGGUGGCGGGGGGGUGCCUGGACGCCUUCGGUGCCCCAGAGCUGACACCUGGCGCGGCAGCGGAAGCCUUUGUUGCUCAUUUGCUGCUGGAUGGCACCUCGCCAUCGCACCUUCUGCGGACUUUCGUGGAUUGCCGAUCCACGCUGCUGCGGGAUGUGCUGGAAAGUGUCGCGCUGGGGGAGGUGGGCCUGCAGCAGCUCUCAGCUGGGGCCAUGGCCUUCGAGGGCACCGUGGUGGUGGCCAGCGGCCUUUGCGGCGCCGGCACAGGCGGCGCGCCGCCGCUGAUCACCGGCGCGCUUGGACGGCUGGACACCUCCAAAGAGGUCCUGAAACAAAAGGCGGAGCAGGUGGCGUCCCUCUUCCGGGGCACGUCCAUGGCACAAGAGCUCGCCCCCUUGGGCUUGCAGUUUGUGAAGACCUGGGCGCCAGAGGCUGCCGGAGCCAAGAGCUUUGCUGGCCGCUUUGAGGCGCUCAUUGCCAGCCACAACUCCACAAGCUGCGCUCAACUAGGCGAGCUGCAGCGCCUCUUCCAACGGCGCUUGGACCACUUCCGCCAGGUCCUCGCGGAGUCCAUGGGCGGCGAUGCCCGCGAUUGGUCCGCGCUGUGGUCAGGAGCAUGUGGUCUCUUUUGCCCCGGGCGCGGCGUUUGCCAAGACUCCCUGAGCAUCCUGGGCCGCUGCGUGGAGGAGAGCUGCGCGCGGAUGGUGCGGGAGCGCUUGGGGGAGCUCAAGCUUCAGCUUCCAGGUGAAGACGCGGAGGAUGUUGCGGAGCUUCGAGGCCAGUGCCGCGCACGCAUUGCCCAGUUCGAUGAGCAGCUGGGCGUCCUGUUGGAUGAUGUGGGCCAAAUCUCCGAAGAGAUCCCAGGUUCCGUCACCCUUGCGCUGCUGCAAGGCUUGGAGCAGCUGCUCGCCGCCGCGUUGGAGAAGUUGGCAAAGCGCGAGGCGAUCUCGCAGAAGGACGCCCUGCAGGCAGCUCUUGCUGUGGAAGCCUUGCUGUCGUCAGCUGACUCGGACUGCAACGCUCCCACGCGAUUAGGCAGUGCCUUGAAGACAGCUGCGAGCGCUGGACCCGCUGCCGUGGCCAAGAAGGCCGCGAUUGCAGAACUCCUUCAGAGACGAGCAGAAGAGGUGCACUACACCUGGGCCAGGGCGGUGGUGGGGGCCAAUGAGCCGGUGGCCUCCCUGGGCUCCUUCUGGAAAUUGGCCGAUGACGAGGUGGGUCCUUGCUGUGGCUGGGGCAGCGCCAAGUUCCCCGCCAAAGAGGGCGAGGGGAAGUCCGUCGCUGUCCCCAUCCAAUCUUCCCCCUUCGUUUUCGAGCGCCUCUGCCUGGCCGCGCAAAGCCUUGCCUCUGCGCAGCUCCAAGGCAGCGCCGUGGCCGCUGCUCUGAAGGCAGCAUUGGCGGAGUGCUUUGCGGCAGCCUAUGAGGAUAGACCAGCUGACCUUGGGCGCCUGAAGCGGUCAGGAAUGUCGCACCUGCUGCAGUGGCUUUUCGAUUUGAACUUUUUGCGCAUCACCCUCUCCGCGGCAGCCGUCGCUGGAUCCAAACCCUUGGAGCACCUCAGAGACCUCCUCGCGCAGGGGGAAGCAGUGGCUUUCUCUGACCCUGUGGAUCGGCUGCUGUACCAGGAUCUACUGAAGGCAUCAGUCAACAACCACGUGCAAGAGACCAAAGUGUUGCUUGCUCCCUUCUUCCUGCAGAAUCCGCUCUACGGGUUCCUCUCGCAAGCGCCGGUGACGAGAUCCAACAGCAAGGGCAUCAAUGCAGGCGAGAACGAAGGCUUCGAGUUGCAAGUGAGCUUUACCGCACCAUUGCGACCUGUCCUGCCGCGGUUCCCCCUGCUACCUGUGGCCAUGAACGUCAAUGCCAUGUCCGACCUUGACAGGCGGCUGGAGCCGCGCAAGGCCGCUGAGCGCCCGCAGUCGCUGAUGCAGCAGGCGGGUGGCCUGGUAGGGGGCCUCGGCUCCCGCAUCGGCACCGGCUUCUUUGGCGCCAAGGGUGAGGUCUUGCAGCAGCGCAUGGAGGCAGGGCAAGGUCAGCUCCGGGCGGUGCAGACCUGCUGGGGCAGUCGCCACGACUUGUCGCCGCUCGAUCGGAGUGCGCGGGCUUUGAGGAGUGGCACCCCUGGCGCAAUCCUGCACAAAGGCUGCAGGAGGUUCCGCCAGCGUGGCGUGCGGCGAGGCAGGCCGUUGAGUGGCCUGUGCGAAGACGCGUCGCAGCACAUGGUGAUCCUGCACGUGAUGUCCCCUCGCCAGCGCGGAGAUGGCCCUGCGCUGCACCAGGUUCCCUGCGCGCCUUUGCUGCUGGUCCUAGGCCCCACAUCUGCCACCCAGGAGGCCCGUCGGCAGGUCUUGCGGCAGGGGUGGACAGAGUUGGCUCGGGCAGAAGGAGAGCAGGCUUCAGGUGGUCGCGAAGCAGCAGGCCUGGCUGGUCACUUCUUUGGCGUGAGAAGAGUGCCCAACUUCAUGGGCCAGAGGUGUUUUGCGUCAAUGGCCGGCGAAUGCAGCCAGUGA
Molecule: messenger RNA, 3051 nt
Organism: Effrenium voratum
Lineage: Eukaryota; Dinophyceae; Suessiales; Symbiodiniaceae
Source: the annotation of a GenBank genome assembly